AUGAAACAUCAAGUUUGGAUAGAAGGUCUCGGGGAUAUGGAGCCAUGUGACAUAUGUAAAAGUGCAAAGGUUCAGCUGUACUCAGGGAAUUGUCAAGCCAAUCUCUGUCAAUCUUGUAUAGGGGUCCAUGUCACAUUAGAACUAAAUAAGCCACACACUGUUAUUGGGGUCGAGCAGAGAAAGACUAUUCCGAAUUUUCCAAUUUGUUUAGACCAUAAAGAAAGGACUUGUGAAGCUCAUUGCAAGAAUUGUGAGGUUCCCGUUUGUAUUGAAUGUAUUGUUUCCGAUCAACACGAGGAACAUAAAUUUCAAAAUAUUAUAGACAUUUUUAAGAGUAAGCAAGAAAAUAUCAAAACAGAGCUUAGUAAAUUCGAAGAUACUUUAUUUCCAGACUAUCAAAACAAGUUAUCUACAUUAGAAACACAAAUGGCAUGUCUCAAAGAAGAUUAUGAUAACCUUAUAACUCUGGUUUCUGAGCAAGGGGUAAAAUGGCACAAUGCAAUUGAUGAGCAUGUAAACAACCUGAAAAGCAGACUUGAUAAGUUGAGAGACCAAGAGUUGGCUGAACUAAACGAUGAAAAAACUAAGAUUCAACAGAAAAUAACUGAGAUGCGAGAAACCAUGUCCAAGUUUAGAAAUAUUCUGGCGUCAAAUGACAUUUCCGAACAUUUAAAGUGUGCAUGUGACUUUCAACCUGUGCUAACGACUCUAAAGAAAAGCAACAUAGUUUUAUUUACCUUCUCACCAGAAAAAGUACCAACUGACGAAAUUCGGAAGUGGUUUGGAAUUCCUGUAAAACAAAUAAAAAAAUUGGAACAAUAUAACAACCCUUUAUCUAAAGCAAAAGAAAAUUUUCCCGUUUUUAAUUGGGAAGAUUAUCGAAGUGAUAAUACUCGAUCGCGUCGAUUUGGCCAGAGGCAUUUCACAUCUUACCGCCCUCUCUAG
Saccostrea cuccullata (small rock oyster) is the source of this 945-nucleotide messenger RNA. Its product is annotated as E3 ubiquitin-protein ligase TRIM45-like. Gene Ontology annotation, molecular function: zinc ion binding. Bases 1 to 945 code for a protein of 314 amino acids. NCBI's taxonomy places the organism in Eukaryota, Metazoa, Mollusca, Bivalvia, Ostreida, Ostreidae. The record is from RefSeq and is a predicted model, not a curated record. The transcript has a single exon.